AUGAAACAACAACAACGACCGUCGACGACACCGAAGAAAGCUGUUCAAUUUAGUCCGUCGAUACCACAGAUAAAUAUCCCGAAUCUUCCGAGUAACUUUCAUUCAAGAAAGCGGCACGAAGAGCUCGUCCUGAAACGUCUCCGGAAUGUCGUGAAUCGCGAAGAUAAUGGCAAUGCGGAAUACGGACCCAACGCUUCCAGAAGGUUUGACGAUGAAGACUCCAAAGUCGUGUUGGAUCGUGAUUUUAUACUUGAUUGCUUAUGUUGGCAUAAUGAAUACAGGGCACGGCAUAUGUCGCCAGCAUUGACAAUUUCCAAUGAAUUGUGUGAAAAAGCUCAGCGAUGGGCCGAUAAACUAGCAGCGUCGAAUGAAUUUUACUACAAAACGAACGAGAAAACCUUGGGACAGAAUCUCUUUUGUUGUCCCGCCAACAACGUUUUGACUGAUCUAACAGGACAAGAAGUGGCCUCCUAUUGGUAUAAGGAAGUAAAAAAGUACGAUUUCUUCAAGGAAGUGUCUUUGUUGCACACGAACGUGAAUACAGGGCACUUUACGCAGAUGAUUUGGUGCGCGAGUCGUUACUUUGGCGUCGGAAAAGCCUUUUCAAAGACCGGGAAAAUGUUUGUUGUGGCAUUUUAUUUCCCGUGCGGCAACAUUGUUGAUAAGUUUCAGUAUAACGUUCUUCCACCGAACUUAGAGGAAACCGAUGCCGAAAAUAACAAUAGCAAAUAGACAAAUGCUCUUCCAACAAAAUCUUUUAAUAGAAUAUCUCAAGUCUACCACAGAUUACUACAAAUCCUCAAAAUAGAACGUAGCAACACAAUUAGGGACGAUAACGAUAACAACUAGAAAUCUUAAGAAACACGCAUUUUUACACAAUUUGCACCCAAUUUCCACAAAAAAGCCCUCCCUCCCUCAAAAACACGCCCUCAUGUACAAUAUAACGAACAAUGAAAGUCACGCAUUUGGGACC
Messenger RNA from Culicoides brevitarsis, 973 nucleotides. Its product is annotated as Golgi-associated plant pathogenesis-related protein 1-like. Gene Ontology annotation, cellular component: extracellular region. The coding region runs from base 1 to 732 and encodes 243 amino acids. The transcript is spliced from 4 exons. NCBI's taxonomy places the organism in Eukaryota, Metazoa, Arthropoda, Insecta, Diptera, Ceratopogonidae. The record is from RefSeq and is a predicted model, not a curated record.